This is a messenger RNA of Brassica napus (rape), 3455 nucleotides long. RefSeq names its product disease resistance protein RML1B-like. The transcript has a single exon. Bases 692 to 1468 code for a protein of 258 amino acids. The record is from RefSeq and is a predicted model, not a curated record. Lineage: Eukaryota; Viridiplantae; Streptophyta; Magnoliopsida; Brassicales; Brassicaceae.
AGUCGCCCGAGAAGAAAGAAUUUGAGAAUUAUUCAGUAAAGUCUAAGAUUUUAGAAUCAAUAUUCAUCGAAAACAAAAGGGAACUCCAAUAACACAUCUAUUUUACUAGAAAUUCUUUAAACAAUUUCUUAUAGACUUGCUUCAGUUACUUGAUCCGAAUUACAGGACAAUGUUACAACAACUCGAAACGGAUCAACAUCAUUUUUCAUUUUGACGUUUGCCAACCAACAAUCUCUAAUAUCGUGCUGAUAAAUGCAUUCUUCUUAUUUGGUAUAUUGGUUUAGGGCACUAGAGCUGUGUCCGGCAUAUCAUUUGACAUAUCUGGUAUCCAUGAAGUAUCUAUAAGCAAGAAAGCUUUUAAAAGAAUGCCUAAUCUUCGAUUCCUCAGAGUUUACAAAGGUAAAGAUGAUGGAAAUGAUGUAGUGCAUAUACCUGGGGAGAUGGAGUUUCCUCGUCGUCUAAGGUUGCUACACUGGGAAGCAUACCCAAGCAAGUAUCUUCCUCACACAAUUCAUCUUGAAUAUCUUGUCGAGCUCAAUUUUCAGAAUAGCAAGCUUGAGAAGCUAUGGGAAGGAAGCCAGGUUGGUCGGUAUUGUACUGUUAAUAUAUAAAUAUGUACUUUGAUUUGCCGUCUUUCUCUCUUAUUGUGUUUUCUUUUCUUUUUUUUUAGCCACUUGCAAAUCUCAAGAAGAUGGAUCUGUUAGCGUCCGGGAAUUUGAAGGAACUCCCUGAUCUUUCAAAAGCUACAAAACUUGAGAAGCUGAAUCUGAGUUUUUGCGUGAGUUUAGUAGAGAUUCCAUCCUCUUUUCUGCAUCUUCAGAAACUACAGACGCUGACAAUGACUGGCUUCAUAAACCUAGAAGUCAUGCCAUCUCACCUGAACUUGGCAUCCCUUAAACAAGUCAAUAUGAUGGGAUGCUCAAGACUGAGAAACCUUCCAGUUAUUUCGACCAACAUUCGAAGAUUAUAUAUAUCUGAGAUAGAGGUAGAAGAUGAGCGUGCAUCGAUUAAGAGCUGCUCUCGUCUUAAGAAUCUCACCAUAAGGAAAGGUGGAAAGCUCAAGGGAUUAACACAUCUCCCCACAAGUUUAACAACCGUGAACCUAAGCAAUUCUGAUAUUGAAAGGAUUCCAGAAUGCAUCAAAGAUCUUAAUCGGCUACAAUACCUCAAUCUAUGUGGAUGCAGAAGACUGUCAUCAUUGCCAGAACUCCCUGUUUCGCUCGUGUUUCUAUAUGCAGAAGAUUGUGAAUCACUUGAGACGGUAUUCUUCUCUGUAAACACUUCAUAUGUGCACCUCUUUUUCACGAAAAGCCAUCAUCAGACAAACAGCUACACAUGGAAAAGCAUGCCUACCGGGAAGAGAAGUGCCUGCAGAGUUCGAUCACAGAGACAGUGGAAAUUCAUUGACCAUCAACAGACUUCUUUCCUCAGACACAAGUUUCCAGGUUUGCCUCGUGGUUUCACCUAAACGGCAAAUCAAAGAAUAUAGAGGUUCUAUAUUGUGUAGCCUAGUCAUAGACGGCUUAGACCCCAUUGAUCAGGUGGUGUCAAUAUUCACCAUCUCAAUAUGUCGAAAGGAACAUCUAUUUAUAUUUGGCAACAAGAUCGAAGACUUUAGAGCUGCAAUUAUCACUAACGUGAGCAGAGAGAUGAUGUUCGAAUUCAGCAGCCAAUACCACGAAUUCUACGUCACUGAAUGUGGUGUCCAAGAAAUCUAUGACUCUGAAUUAGACCAAAUAUUUGAAGACGGCUAUUAUAGUGACACUAGUGGUGGAAGCAAUGAAUCUGAGCCCAAAGAAGUAUUUGAAGACCAAGUAUCUAAAGACGACGAUGAUGGCUCGAGCUUGCGUUCAAACCCAGCGAAGCGUCUCAAGACUCAAUAGAAGACGAGAAUUCUGAAGGAGAAAAACAUACAGGUAGUUGGGUUUGAUUAAGUAUACGGUCCAAAUAUUCAUUGGCCGGACACACAACACUUGAUCUUGGUUACCGGAGGUGGUGCCGUGCUCUCUGAGAGCCAUAGACGCUGAUCCGUUGACGUCAAGUAUCCGGUGCGACCAAAGUCAACACAAGGAACUGGUUAAUAGUGCCAACAUUUGUAAAUUUCCUUGUGGCUAAUGGAAUUGAACUGCGACCGUAUUGGGAUUACCCAUCAUGUGCCACUAGCCCAAUGCGGUCUAUUAAAGUUUGGAGUUGGCAUUCCACACGUGAGACGAUGGUGCUCGAACACAAUACCGGAUAAAAGGUUUUGAAUCAUUACUUGAAGCUUGUUUCCUUCAAAGGAAAACAUGUCGACGCGGCUCUCAUUUUUAUUAAAGAUUAUUCAACACUUGUGGGCUAGUCAAAAUACAUCAUCGUGAUGUCCGGUCGUUUGCACACUUUUGAGCACUUGACUUGUAUAGGUCGUAAUAGUUAGAAAUUAAAUCAUGGGCUUUAAAUGGUGCUACUCAAUGGACCAAUUAUUGCCACUCCAGCGAUAUCUAAAUUAGCUCGUUUGCUAAUAAUUUCAUACAAAACACCCGACAAACAUUUCCGGAAAUUUGAGAUCAAAAUGAUUUGUUGAAAAUAUCGAUUCUGUAUUAAUAUGAAACUCAUGUAACUAUAUUCUAGAUUGAAAUGAUGUUUAAUUAUUUAGAAGUCCAUUAUAUAGCUUACAAAUUAAGAACAUAUAUAAAUUAAUUAUGUUAUAAAAUACUCUCUAAUAAAUGAGUGAAUUUUAAAAUCGUUUCAUAAUCUAUAUAUAAUAGCAAACCUGAUUUUGUCCUCCUAUAACAUCAUCAUUUUUUAUAGGAAAAAAAAAGUUUGAUCCAAUGAUCAACAUUUUUCAUAUUUUAUGAUUUAAUGGAUAUAAAACACUCUUUCUAUAGAUGAUGAUGUCAUCAAUUUUUUUGGCUACCCUUCUAUCAACAGACAUCUAUUUUAAACAACACAUCUUUUUAAGAGACACAAUGACAACUCUUCUUUCAACCGUCAUCUAUUUAAAACAACACAUCUUUUUUAAAGACCCAAAUCAUACAUUUUCAUCUAAACAACACAUCUCUUAACCAACAUACAUUUUCAUAAUUUAUUUAAACAUUCAACCCAAUGGUCAGAAUUAUUUGUUUUUAUCAUCUAAAAGACAUAAAAACACUUUCGUUGAAUUUAUUGUUGUCAGCCAAAAAAUUAUAUUUGACAAAACUUUCUUUAUUUAUUUAAACAAUGCGUCCUUUCGCAAACAUACAUUUUCCUAAUUUUAAGUAUUUUUUAUAUACUAAAGCAACACAUCCCUUAACAAACAUAUGUUUUCAUUAUUAUUUAAAACAAUGCAUCCCUUAGCAACAUAAAUUUUCCUAAUUAAAAUAAUUUUUCAAAAAAAUCUGAAGAGAUACAAUCCGACGGCCGUAAUUGUUUGUUUAAUUAUCUAAUGGUCCAAAAUUAUUUUGGUGUAUUUCUUAAGUCGUAUCGUAACUUUUUCUGAA